Messenger RNA from Filobasidium floriforme, 3231 nucleotides. RefSeq lists its product as uncharacterized. The coding region runs from base 326 to 2884 and encodes 852 amino acids. The transcript is spliced from 5 exons. Gene Ontology annotation, cellular component: kinetochore; kinesin complex; centrosome. Gene Ontology annotation, biological process: establishment of mitotic spindle orientation; mitotic centrosome separation; cell migration. Gene Ontology annotation, molecular function: microtubule binding. The record is from RefSeq and is a predicted model, not a curated record. NCBI's taxonomy places the organism in Eukaryota, Fungi, Basidiomycota, Tremellomycetes, Filobasidiales, Filobasidiaceae.
AAGGGAUCACUCGAUCACUCGCAUCUACCACUCCACCACUCUCGGACACUGAGACCACCCGUCAGAUUAUAACAGAUCGAGCGUUCAAUUGCUCUUGAUAGAUAUAGUCGCAGGAUCGAUCGAUCGGCCUUGACUACGUUCGGGAACGGGUCGAUAGGGAGGAACACGGAGUGUAGUUGCGGGUUCAUCAGCAAAGGACGGUCUUCAUCACCUAGAAUAGUUGCGGUCGACUCUUACCGUCAGGAAAACCCACGGCGUACCGGGAUAGGACAUAAAGCGAGAACAAGAGAGUACUGGGAGAUCAGGAGAGUUUCAAGAGGUCACCAUGGAUGAGACGAAUGGGAAUGGGAACGGGAAUGGGAUGGAGGCACCCCCCCACCACGACCUGGAAACCACGAACACGACCACCCCAGCGACCUUCGACCCCAAGACCCCAGAACAAGAACAAGAACGCGAUCAAUCUUAUUGGAAAGAAAAGUACGAUGAGGUUAGGGAUUUGUUCGAGGAUGCGAAGAUGGAGGUCGAGAUGAUCCAGCUCCAAUCCCAAGAACAAGAAUCACACGUCCAAUCCCUCGGCGACGAGCUGGAACAUUUAGCACAACAGCUCGAGGAGACGAGCAGGCAGUUGGAAGAUGUCCGGUGGGAGAGGGACGAGGCGAGGAGGGAGAAGGAGGAGGUGAGAAGGAGGUUGGGGGAGGAGGUUAGGGGUUUGAAUGAGGGGAUUGCGGGGAUGCAGCUCUCGAUAGAUAACCUAACCUCGGAAAGGGACAACGCCAAACGAGCCGUCGUCGCCCUCGAACAAGGCAACGACGAUCUGGAGCGGGAACACCGGAACGCGCAUUCGUCCUUUCUCGACAUCGAGUCCAAGUAUAAUAGGCUGGUCGAGGAGAUGGUACUGCUGGAAGAGGAUUUGAGGGGAAAGACGGCGUUGGGGGAGGAGGUGCAGAGGUUGAAGGAUGUGGUCAGAGGUGUUCGUGUUUUAGAGCAAACCGACGAGAUGGCCUACCUUAUUGGUCAGGCGGACAAACAUCGGAGAGCGCACGAAGAGGCUCUGGAGACGAUACAUCGGCUGGAAAGACGGGCCGCUCAGCCGGAAGAUAAGGAAUCGCCCCUGAGACAAUCAAAGAGCGCGAUCCUCCUCAGCACGCCAUCGCCACCCACAGCGCGUCAGGGACCCAAUUCGAUGUUCAUGCCGCCGGUGUCUGAGCAUAUCGAGAACUCGCCCAGGCCGACCAUUUCGUCGGCGUCGACGUCGCAUACGCUACGACCGCUGCGUUCGGACGAUUCGCCAGGGACGCCGUCGCAGUUGCCAGUACUCAGACCCGGUCGGGUGGACAGCUUGCGAUCCAGGCGUGGUCGAGAUUCUCCUGGGUCUCCCGGCACUGGCGGGAUGAGGAGGAGUCAGACGAUCUCCAACUUGUCACCCUCGCCCAGAUCGUCGACGUACGACUUGGCACCCGCUCGAGGGCUCAAUCGGUCCACCAAUUCGAGGCAUCUGAACGGGCUCGUCGGUUCGGAAACGCCGAGUCGGGCGAGACCUCAGUAUAACGAUUAUUCGCCCUCGCCGUUUGCCGUCAGGGAAAAGCGAGCGAGCAUGUACGGUCAUCAACUCCGGCCGCUCGAUGUGAGCACCAGCUCGAACGCUACCGCGACAACCAUGGGCACGGCGAGAAAGCAGAGUACAGGGGCGAGCAGCGCGUUGGCGGGGCAACAGGCUAUGACGAGCAAGACGUCGAUGUUGUUGAGUCGCAUGGGCAAGUUGGGCAACAAGUCGACUGCCGCUAGUGUGCGUUCGGGCAAUACCUCCACGGCCAACACAUCGACGGCCAAUACGUCUGCGGCCAAUACGUCUUCGACGGCGAGCACCUACGGCGAACCGAAACCCCGGGUUAUCUCGCGCAAGGCCAGCUUCUCGCAGAUGGCACAUCAGGGCGUACAUGCCAUCGCCAACCAGUUCCAUCGUUCCCAGCGGGGUGGGCGGGUCGUCUCUUCGGCCUCGGUCUCGUCGAAUCGUACGGUGAUGGCACUGCAGCAACAGGAACAAGAGACCGACCUGACGAUGAUCGAGGGUAGUCCGAGCGACAAUGGCUGGGUGCAGAUGAUGCAUCGUAGCGAGGCCGAGAAGGAUGGCGAUAGUCCCACCGAUCAUACGAAUCGCGGGAAGACGCUCAGGGAUCGGUUCAAGGAAGAAAGUAGCGGUCGACAGGAGUUUAGCAUGGCGUCGACGUCGACCCAUAGCGGGCCGUUGCCUAUCCGAUCCAACAUCCCGCCUUCGAUGAUGAACAAGGUGCCAGCAACCCGCCCAACGCAGACGCAGACGCACGAACGGUCACACUCUCGGAUGUCGUCGCAGCUGUCUACGGUAUCGAGCUCGUCCACCCGCGCACCCACUCCAUCGGGAACUGACAACAAGGCUCCUUAUGCGCGACCGGAUUCGAGAACGGGAACGCGAUCGAGGACGACUACGGCGUCUAUCAGCAUGUUGCCUCGUCCGCAAUCACGACAGGAUCAUCGUCCGCAAUCGCGUCAGGAUUACAACCGGGGUAUGAUGCGCUCGCCUUCGCCUACAGCUUCGCAUUCGGUACUGCCCUCGGGACUACCUCAACCUCAGUAUGGCAAUGCCGCAGGCAAUAUGACGACCAGCCGCUCGAUUCGGCGAUCAUCGGCACAGCUCGGUCAGCCGGGCAAGCAGCGUCUGGCGGACCCACCUGGCAGCGCAACAAACGUACCCGUCAAAUCACGGAUACCUCGCAAGUCGACGGGAGCGAGACCGGCGAGUACGAUCGAGAUGCCCGAGGCGCCUGUGCCGGCUCUGCCGGUCUCGGCGAGCCGAACGACGGGGAUGGCGGGGAUCGGCAGAGGAUUGCCUUCCACAGCUAGAUGAUCAUUGCACAGAGAUGGCAGUAUACCUACAUACAGAUGAGCGGUACAAUAUAACAUAUAAUUGUCUCACGAGCCCUACGUUUUGGGUUAUGGGUCGCUACGGCUUCUUUGCGUACUUACGCACUCUCCCUUCAAGAGACCUUCGACCUGAGAUUAAAGUUGACUUUAUCUUUACCGCACUCAAAAGUCGAGCUGCUGCGCUUGUGUCGUAUGGCAGGAGGUGCCAAGCGAUCGGGCUCGCUGCUGGUCUCAACUGGCUGUAUGCACUUCUACAGUAUGAGGCUUGAAGAUAUUGCGCAUCGAAUGAUGCGAGCGUCAACUAUGCAAUCAAGAUAAUGACUUACGCGG